This is a messenger RNA of Hydractinia symbiolongicarpus, 1464 nucleotides long. RefSeq lists its product as uncharacterized. The coding region runs from base 1 to 1464 and encodes 487 amino acids. Lineage: Eukaryota; Metazoa; Cnidaria; Hydrozoa; Anthoathecata; Hydractiniidae. The record is from RefSeq and is a predicted model, not a curated record. The transcript has 3 exons.
AUGAUUUGUGAAGUAACCUAUAGCAAAUAUAUACUGCAGGAUUACAUUGAAAGACUAAACGAAGAGAGAGGCUGCAGAUUUUUUUUCUUUUUCGCAACUCGCAGCAGAGAUGUGGCAGCUCUAAACAGAAGACAACUUCUCAGUAUUUGUUUACUUUACUUAAAAAAUAGAAGAAAAAAGGUCAGUUUGAUGAAAAAGGCAAUAGCUAUGUUAUUGCAUUACGAAGAAAAGAGAAGCAUAAUUGUUCGUCAAUAUUUGCUUCAUAUAGAAGCAAUAUUAUUAAUGUUACAAGAACAUGAAGAAAUUAAACGCCGAGAAGAAAGGAAAGCACGAUCAUGUCGAAGAUUCUUGCGUAAUACUGGAUGGUGGGAUCUGGUACGAGAUACUUAUAGCCCAGAAAGGUUUUACGAAACAUUAAGGAUGUCUCGCACGACAUUCAACUACAUUUUAGAACGCAUACAUGACAAGUUAUUGAAAAAAACAGUCACAGAAGCACCCAUACCACCGGAUUUUAGGCUUGCCAUAACAAUUUAUAAAUUGGCACGUGGUGAUUACAUUUUCACCAUUGGAGAAAUGUCUGGAUUAGCAAAAUCUACUGUUUGUGUAAUUGUAAAAGAAACUUGCAGUGCAAUAAUAAAUACAUUGUGGGAUGAUACAGUUACAAAAUACUUCCUAACCUCGAGUGAUGACUUUGAAGAAAGCAUGGCAAAAUUUGGUGAAGAGUGGCAAUUUCCAUACGCUUUCGCUGCAGUAGAUGGUUCUCAUUUACCAAUUAAAUGCCCAAACGGUGGAGCUCAAGCUAUGAAGCAAUAUUUCAACUUCAAAGGUUUUUACUCAAUUGUGUUAAUGGCACUUGUCCAUGCUGAAUACAGAUUUAUUUGGGCCUCAGUUGGUGCUCCCGGAAAUACCCAUGAUUCCACAUUAAUGCAAUCAACAGAACUUUGGGAUCGAAUAGUUGCAGGAAAAGUUAUUCCCAAUAUUGUUCAACAAGUUGAAAACGUCGAUAUACCGCCCCUUAUCUUAGGAGACGGUGCCUUUCCAUUGAGAACGUGGAUAAUGAAACCACACGGAGAUGCAGUACUUCCGCAUGACAAGAGGUAUUUCAACUAUAGACACAGUCGUGCUAGGCUUGUUACAGAGGGUGCUUUUGGUAGACUUAAAAGCAGAUUUAGAGUUCUCUUCAGAAAAUGCGAAAGUAACAAAGAAACAGUGAAACUAUACGGAUUAGCUUCUGUUGUAUUACAUAACCUAUGUAUUGAACUUGGAGACCUAGUCCCUAGAAAGUUCGAUUUAACUCUAGACCACGCCUCAAACAAACGUUUGAGUCCUGAGGAAGUUAGAGAUGUUCUUGCACUAAGAAACACGAAACAAAAGAAUUUCGAAAUCAAUAAAAAGUCUGCUUCCGCUGCAGUCCGAAGUGCUCUUAGUAAAAGCUUUUGGAAAGAAAAAGAAGAUUCUCAAUAA